UUAUCUUUUCCUCACAGGAAAACAUCCAAAUAGGGCGGAAAUGGCUUCUCUUAAACCAGCACUUGCUCUUCUAUGCGGGAUUUUGCUGUGUUUUUUGGUUCAGGUUUCUUUGGCUGCUAAGGUCAGGCAUCACAAAUGGGCAGUGGAAUACAUGUUCUGGUCACCGGACUGUGUGGAACAUGUGGUGAUGGGCAUCAACGGCCAGUUUCCCGGACCAACGAUCAGAGCCACCGCCGGAGACACCAUUGUUGUUGAGCUCACAAACAAACUGUACACUGAGGGAGUUGCAAUCCCGCCAGAGAAGUACGAUGAGAGUUACGACGUUAUGAAGCCGGCGGUGAACCAAAACGCCACAUACGGAAAUGGAGUGUACGUUUUCGACUUAAACUCCACUGUCGACGUGAUCCUUCAAAACGCCAAUGCUCUGACUAACGGCACCAGCGAGAUUCACCCUUGGCACCUCCACGGCCAUGACUUUUGGGUGCUGGGGAACGGCGAAGGGAAGUUCACGGAGGCUGACGUGAAGAAAUUCAACCUGAAGAAUCCGCCGUUGAAAAACACUGCGGUGAUCUUCCCUUUCGGAUGGACGGCGUUGAGGUUUGUGGCAGAUAAUCCCGGAGUUUGGGCGUUCCACUGCCACAUUGAGCCGCACCUUCACAUGGGAAUGGGGGUGGUGUUCGCCGAAGGAGUACAGAAAGUGGGGAGAAUCCCUAGCUCCGCUCUCGCCUGCGGCAUGACGGGGAGGAGGGUAGCCAACAAGAAUUAACGAUUGAUGAAACUGAGAAGAUGAAUAACUCGUGUACUCGGCAUAGAUAGUUUCUUUGAGUUCUAAAAAUUAACUUUUUGUUUUUGACUAGAAUUUUCUAUAGGUUUAGAGUGCAUGCACUCUUAAUUAUACAUUUUUUUAUUAAUGGUUAUGUAAAAUGUAAAAGUUUAAUUUAAUUUUAUAAAUUAUUUAAUUCACA
Molecule: messenger RNA, 965 nt
Organism: Rubroshorea leprosula
Lineage: Eukaryota; Viridiplantae; Streptophyta; Magnoliopsida; Malvales; Dipterocarpaceae
Source: the annotation of a GenBank genome assembly